CGUGUAAACACAAAGUACCCAGUAACAUCCUCGUGCACGGGAACAAGUCCAAAGGACGAACGGUUUGUUUCAAGUUCUCAUGAUUCCUGAACUAGGCAGUUCGUUCGAACUUCUCCAAGAGGACACACUACGCCUCAAGACUCAUUUAAAGUACUACCACUCUCAUUCUAAGGGGUGAACCACCAAGGUUCCGAUUCUCUCCACUUGGAUCCCAUAACACGUCCCAGCGUCAAGUAUUGACUGGCAUACAUUGUUAGCCAAAGCAGCAUGGCGGCUUCCUCUGCCGCCGUCAAAUUGAAAAUCAGGGGAAAAAUCAUGCUCUCCCUGAGCCCUUGGGUGGCCUUAGCUGUUCUCUUGGCUCCAUUGGCCUCAGCAGUUCCUAUUGGCCAGGAGCAACAGUGCGCCUCAUCUUGCCCCGAGGAUGAUGGUUCCUGGGGCUAUACUCCAGGUUCCACUUACACCUUCAAUUAUGAAGUAGACACGAAUACGGCCAUGAAGGGGGCCUCGUCCCAAACAUCCGAGGUCCAUAUGCAGGCCACGGCCAAGAUUCAUGUCAUCAAUCGAUGCAACUUUCAACUCCGGAUUGAUGACGUUGAAUUUGGAAAUGGCCAUGGAGGAUUGGCAGAUUCGAGUUAUGGCCCGGAGUUGACGAGGUUUCCUCUGAACUUUGCCUUCCUGUCAGGACAGAUUCCGGAGACGUGUCCCCACGAGGACGAGUCUCUUUGGGCCUUGAACGUGAAGCGAGGUUUGCUCUCAGCCUUUCAAAAUACCCUGACAACGAGCUCGUCCACAUCGGGAGUGAGUCGCAAUGCGCACGAAGUGGAUGUGGUUGGAAUUUGCCCCACCAGCUACAAACAAGAAUUUCAAACGGACACCGAGACUCGUUACAUCAAAAGCAAAGACAUGAAAGAGUGUUCGAGAAAUCAGAAACUGCACCAACAUGCACUCAAUUUACCCGAUAUCAAUAUCCAACAUCUGCCUCUCCUCGAGAGCCGACACGAGUGCAAUGUGGCCAUUCGAGACGGGAUUUUACAAUCGUCGAAAUGCAGAGAAAAGCACAUUUUCAAGCCCUUCAGCCAAGGAAACUCCCAAGGAGCAAUCACGGAACAAACGCAAGCCUUGGAAUUCAGAGGACGCGAAACAGGACUCACGCCAGAACCUUUGGCUUUUGUUGAGCGGGUAUCUCUUCUACUCACCCACGAACACAAAAAUGAUCAAAAGGACUCGUAUGAGGAGGCGUUGGUCGUUCUUCAGCAAUUUAUGGAUCAUCCAGAGAUCAACGCGCGACCCCACCUCUUUACUGAGCUGACCCAUGCCCUGCGGAAACUCAACUUCAGCCAACUGUAUUCAUUUUUCGUCAAUAUUCAAGGUGAAUCUCGACGAUUCGCUUUGGACGCUAUUCCUUUACUUCGGACCAAUGCUGGAGUUCAACUUAUGGUGGAUCGCAUUCAAAGUGGUGAAUUGGACCACGAGAAAAUGGAACGAUGGUUCUACUCACUGACGUUCUAUAAGAACCCAACCACACAAAUGAUAAGCGCUCUGAUUCCUUUCCUCGAAGGUCAGCCAGGCCGGUCAGCCAUCUUGGGGAUUUCAGCCUUAAUUAGCACCUUCUGCCAAAGCGACAAGGAUUGUCAAGCCGACUCAGAAGUUCAAAGGGCCAUUUUGAAAUUCGAGAAAAUUCUGGGUUCCAAUUGCUACGCCAUGGGCCAAGAGGAGGAAGAUCGUGUGGUUCUGGCCUUGAAGGCCCUCCGCAAUGUGGGGAUUACCAUCAAUGCCGAGCCAGUCACGAUGAGAUGCUUUCAAGAGAAGACCAAUCCCAUGGAAAUUCGACUAGCAGCCAUGGAUUUGGCGCGAGAUCUGGCUUGUCGGUCUCGAUUGACACGGGAGGCACUGUUGCAAGUGAUCUCCUUGACCGACAAUGACUCUGAAUUGAGAAUUGGCGCCUACUUGGCUUUGUUCAAGUGUCCUGACAAGGCUCUAGUUCUUCAGCUCAAGGCUUUGCUACUUCAGGAACCUGUCAAUCAAGUCGGAUCAUUCAUCUGGACCCACUUGACAAAUUUACAAGAGACCAGGAGUUUGUCAGCGGGCAAGCAGUUUGUCAAAAAACUGAUUGGCACCGAGUUCCUCAAGAACAAAUGGAACACGGAUGUGCGGAAGUUCUCGCGGUAUUUCGAAACCUCGCGAUACAACAAAGAAGGCAAUUUUGGCGGAACCGCUGAGGCCAAUAUAAUUUUUUCACAAGAAAGCUACUUGCCUAGAUCGGCAAUGGUUAACAUGAGUCUGAGCCUCUUUGGCGAACACCUCAACCUAUUCGAGUUAGGUGGCAGAAUUGAAGGCCUCGAAUCCAUGAUUGAGAACCUGUUUGGCCCCGAGGGAAAGUUCCGGGAGGAUACGUUCCACAAAAUCCUAAAAAGCCUCCGCCAAAAGAGAGACGUCGAGAGCAACGAAAUCGCCAGCUUUCAACAGACCUACAACAAUUAUCGGGAAGAACAGCCCAAGGGCAACUAUUACUUUAGAAUGUUCGGAAAAGACAUUUGGUACGAGUCAUUCUUGGGGUUGCAAGAUCUCUGGCGUAAAGUCUCCUACUACCCGGGUCACUUCUUCGGGUCCAAAGAACAGGCCGUGGAUUUGGCCCGAUCCAACAUCUUUUUGGAUGGUGGCAUAACCAUCCCAACCAUGGCUGGUCUACCACUCAAAUUGAUCGUAAACGGCACCUACAGUGCCUCUCUGAAAUCAUCCGUUCAAAUGGACACCAAAGAUCUGUUCACCAAAGGACAAGCUAAAAUUCAAGCUCAUAUCUAUCCGACUGCAUCGGUGGAGAUCAUCGGACUUAUGGGCGUGGACGCGGGAGUGGCCCAAACAGGUCUGAAAUCAGUUUCCACCUUGUACUCCAACACUUUCCUCGAUGGAUCCAUUCAUCUGCGGGGACAGGAUGGCGUCUCCGCCGUACUAAACAUGCCCAAGGACACCGUGGAAGUGCUAGAGGCCUCGGUGGACUUCUUCACGUUCGAGGAUCAAGCCUUCCAGCCCUUGGUGUCUGAAAAUGCCCUGGAGAAGAGUUUUCAAUGCACCCCCGACAUCUAUAAUACCUUCUUUGCUGUGGAAGCUUGUCACCACUACCAAUAUCAUGCUUCUCAAGACAACGAAUACUACUUUCCCGCUUCAUUCUUCGCUGGACCCUCGAAAUUUGGGUUCUCAUUCAGAAAAACGGACCAAUUCGAGCGUUACGCUCUGGUCUACGGCUGGAGCCAAGUCCUCGAUAAGGAACACGAUAGUAACUUGAUCCACAAGGCCAAGUUCUCCUUCGAUACUCCUGGAUCCGUCCAGGACCACAAGACCAGUGUGGAACUAGUUUACGACGACAUUGCCAGCAUAGUCGGGUUUGACUUCACGGUUCCAUAUCGUUCCAUUCGUGGCUCCGCGAAAUACCAAUGGACGGCCAAGCAAAAGGUAUUGAAAGGCGCCAUUUUAGCGGAUGGGGUCAAUCUAGCUUCAAUGCAAGUCGGAUUGAAGAGUGCCCAUGCCGAAGGUCGAUAUGGUGUGAGGGCUCACAUCAACUACGGCGACCUCGAGGUGCUCGAUUGGAGCGGAACAUUCAAUGUCAUGAGGAACAAGGCCAGUCUAGAUGGUAUGAUGAUGGGCCACUUCCACACCCCGGUCAAAGUGUUGGCCGAUUGGUCAUCUGCCCACAACUCGGCCACACUCCGCACGACGUUCAAUUCCAAACGGCUCGAUUUCAACUUCAAUGGACACGCCUCAUUCAAUGACGACUCCUUCGCUCUUGGCGGUGACGCCAGUUAUGACUGGAUGCGAUCGGGCAGUAAGGCCAUCAAAUUGGACGCUCAAUACAAAACAUCUUCUAGUGGGGCUCUCAAAAAGCAUAACAUAUUCAUCUCCUCCAAAAUUCCGAGUCACCCAAACCUACAGUUUGAGACCAUUUGGGACAUUCAAACCAGCACGGGGUACUUGGAAAACAAGGCCAAAUUCAUUUUGGCAGAGGAGACCUAUGCUUUGCAACAAAUCGUGUCGUCGCAGCAAAAAUCCGACCUAAGUGAAUUCCUUUUCAAGGCUUGGUUGGAAAUUCCCAAGUCUAACCGAAAAUAUGGCGUUGAUUUUGUGCAAAUGGCCAGCAACCAGAAAGGAACCAACCAACUGCGGCUAAGCUACGGCAAGUCCUUCCGCUUCGACACGCACUUCAAUUACGAGCGCCAAGUCAAUCCCGGCGUUUACUACUUCGAUGCAGGCAUCAAAUAUCCCUCACAACGGUUUCAGCUCCUCUUUGAUUUGAAAGAAGAAUCCCAAGGAUAUCUCAAUGGCCGCACCCAAGUGCAAUGGGGCGAAACGGUCAAAGAACAAGCUGAGGCGGAAUUUCGCUUGAAACCGGGUUCCAAAUACUCGUGCGACUAUGCCAUCUCCGUGAACCUGCGCCCUUCGGACUGGAAACCCAUUUCCAUCUCGGGAAUCGUGCUUUCCCAUGCGGGCCGAAGUCUAGCUGAAUUCAAAUGGAUCCAUGGCGAUCAGGAUUAUCAACUUCGCCUGGAGCACGCACCCAUUCAGCAGGGACUGGAAUCCGGCAUAGUGGGUGCACUCAAGGCCAACGAGAUCGAUUACAAUGGAACAUUCAUCUAUCGCUUUGAUGACGUCAUGAGUGCAUUCAAAUUAGACGUCCACGCCGAAAAGCGUGUCCAAGUUCGAUUUCAGGUCGAUACCUUUGUGGAAGACGUUGAAUUUAGCGUUUACUGGGACAGAGACGUGGAUGACUCCAAACGUUUCCUUUUGAAGUCUCAAAUUUUGCCCAAGCAAAUUCUGGCAGAGUUCGACUUUCUGAUUCACUCCGGAUCCUUGGAUGCCUCAUUUUUGCCUCGAGGAUACGCCUUCAAGGGGAAGUUUGACGAUCAAUAUUUGACAACCGAGGCAGAGUGGCGACUGGAUGAUGAGGUGUAUGGUGUCAGGGGUAUUAUUGAGAGCUCAUUUGAUCCAAUCAAGGAGGGCAAAGUUAUUGUCAAACACUCGUUUCAAAGGAGAGUGAAGCCAUCCCGCAAGACUGUUAUGGACACAAAGAUUGCGGUGCAAUUGAAUGAUGCCGUUAAACACUCCAUCUCGUGGAAGAGCGAGUACAACGGCAUUUCGUUGCUGAAGGCCGAGAUCAAAACCACAUCCACUUACGAGCCUUUUAACGGCCACCACGCCUGGAUCAACCAUUACUUUCAAGGCGGAAAAUUCAACUCAAAAGCCAUUCUGAACCAGAACCAACAAGAUCUAUUUGAUGUGACAGCAAUUGUGGAGCCAAUGAGUCAUGGCCUCUUCAGACUAAGCUCUGGUUGGCAACCCUUAAGCUCUCUCGAAAUUCAUUUGAAUCACCACGGAAAGACGAUUGAAGGCGAUUUUAAUUUGAACAAGAGACAUCAAGGUGAAUUUGAGGUCGAAUUGGACCUGAAAGAACGAUGGAAUCACUACGUCAAAGUGAGGGCCUCGAGUUCGAUUUGGGCGGAUUUCGAGGGUCAAUGGAAAUUGGACCAGGAUGACAAGAGAACACAAUGCAAAUUGUUAGCAGUUCUUGGCCAUCGAGGCAUUGAGUGGCUAUCUGAUGUGGCCGUGCAGGAUCCAGACUCUUCCAUUCAUGUCCAAAUUACCAAACAUUGCCCAGCUCAUCCACAGACAUUGGUCUUUCAGGCGGAUCAUCAGCCAAAGAAACUUCAAAUCAUCGCCAACCGAUCAGCAUCGUCUCAAACAAUUGUGAACGAUUUCCUCCUCAAGUUUGAGCAAGGGAAAACAGGACCAGAGUCUGAGCUUCGAAUGGUUCAUUAUGGCCAAACGAUGAAUGCCCACUUCAGUAGCAACGAGGAUGGUGCGUUCGGUGACUUGACCCAAGUCAAUGAUGGAGAGAAGGUGUUGGACGUUCGGGUGGUUGCUCAACAGCAAAAGGAGUUCGUUUCAAGCGAGGGUGGAUCCACGGUUACCGAUCAGCAAUACGUCUUAGACGGCCUCGUCUGGAGUUCCGAGAUCACUCUCGGUAAAGUGUUCCUUCUCGGCACGAUUCGCAACGGACGACCCUUGAAGCUUGAAACAAAGAUAGAAAGUGGAACAGACUACUUCCAAUCAAACAUGGAGAUCAUAACCCUCGAAGGAUCGGAAGCCGAUAUGAAGGUCAUCUCGAAGUCUGAGAGCUCGUAUCCGUUUUUGCAGGAGGCAAUUCUUGAAUUCACGCGCGAACUUCAACAGAUCGGCGACUCGUUGAGAUUGAAAGACCGACUAUACAUGGCACAUAAUCAAAAAGAGUACUUGGCCAUUUCUAACAAUCAGAUGGGACCGGAAGGCUACGAUAUCAACCUCUCACUGACAAAAGACGGAGUGCUUCUCGGGCAAUUAGAAAUGGAUAUUGAUCGACAAUUUAUGGGAGCGGGAGCGUUACGCCUGGUGGAUGCCAUGGAACGAUCCCACCACUUGAACUGGAACUCUGAUGAUGACAAUGGUCGUUAUACUGUCGAAAUCGAGAGCCCUCUACUAGUUGACCCAGUCUUGUUGAGUUGUCAAUACAGCUUGGUCAACCCGCAACUGGAACUGAAAGCCGUUUAUCAAGUGGAUGUACUUCACGUGCUUUUUAAGCCAGACUACAACACUGGAACGUCAACAUUGUACGGACUGGUCCAUCCCAAUUGGAUCGAAGAAAAUUCACGGUUUGUUUUGUCCCUGAAGUAUCCUUUCCUGUCCCAAAUGACGAGCGAUACAGCCGCUUUUAAAGGCCAACUGAACACCCCAAUUGAAGGCUGGCAAGAAGUGGCUGCCGAAAUCCAACUCGACCUGUCCAAUGCCAAUGGAAUGAACCGAGUUGAAUUUGAUGUUCAGAAACAAAUGCAAAAGUACAAGGGCGUAAUUUAUACCGAAUAUCACCCAAGUCAAAGCAUCAAGCUUUGGGGAGAUCUUUCUCUGGCUGGAUUGAACGUCAACGGAGAUAUCGUAGUCCAUUACGAUCGCCAAACUAUCAAGGUCCACUAUCAUCAUUGGAGCGGCGACGAGAUCGAGGCUCAAGUCCAAUUUUCCCCCUUUACGUCUGGCAAUAUGCAAUCCGAAGUAACCAUUCAAAUGAAUGGCCAAGAUUUUGCAAAGAUGCAAGUCGACAUCGACUUGGCGUCCGAAACAAAAACACUGGCUGCAGAACUUGAUGUCUUCCCCAAGCAAAUUUGGUUCCGCGCAAACGGCGAGUUGUCACCUGCCAGUGGUCUUUUAACCCUUGAGCGAUCCAUGAACCAGCCUACUUCCACCAAGUCUGAAAUGUCUUACCUUCAAACGGAGAACAAAGGCACGAUCAAGGUUAGCUUGGACGUGGACAAACGCAGAAACAUUGACCUGAAUUGGGCAUAUUUAGACAAUGAUGGGAUGGAAAUUGACCUGAAAACCCCAAUGGACUCUUUGAAGACACUUCGCAUUCGGCUCCUCAAAUCCCAGCACAUUGCCAAACAUAUGUCUCUGGACCUAACGGCUGACUUGAAUGCAAAUAGUGAAAUAUCUGCUCAAGUGAACUUGAAGGGCGAGGCCGAUGUGAGUGCUAUUGUCAAGGUCGAAUCGCCUUACUUGAACCCAAUUGACAUUGAAGUGGUGUAUAAACUAUCUGAAUCCAACCGAGAGGCAUCAUUAUCACUCCAAACACCAUUUGAAGCCUACAAUUUUUUGCUCCAUGUGAGCGAGGACUUCCACUCCGCCCGCCUUGACGUUGAACACGCCUCCGAGGGUAAAGAGGUCUUCUCAAGCCACUUGAAAUACAACACCCAGGAAGUUUUUGACCAAGAGCUAACUGUCCAUUUUGAUGGCUCCGAGGGUAGUGUGAAGUUGAGUAAUGAGGGAACGAUCUUCAACCUCAGCCAUCCUGGACUUGGACAAUGGGGAGCCAAAGUCACUGUGGUCGAUGGCCAACUUCACGCAAGGCUAUCUCAAGAUGAGGGACGCGAAUUCGAAUUCGAUGUAACGGGACAAUUUGGACACUCUAAAGAAAUCGGAGAGUUCAACGGUCGAUUGUUUUGUAAGAAAUGGCAACGAGACGAGACUUCGGAAAUUUCUGCCAGUUAUGACCUUCACGACCUUCAAAAGAAGUUGAAUCUACAGGGCUCGUUGAUUGCCCCCUUCAAAGUCGAAUUCAAUGUUAGUUCAACGUUUCAAUUUGAGCACAAAAAGUUUCAAGGCAACACCGUCGUGAUUUCUAAUCUUCUUGAACGAAAUCUUGAUCUGAAGCUGGAUUUACACAUCAAACCUGAGCCAGAAAUGCACUUCUCGUAUCAAUUUGAAGGAGAUUUCCGGAACGACAUCAACAUGCUCAUCAACAUGAGCAAUCAAGAAGGAGUUCCUUUCGUUCGAAUCACAACACCUUUUACCGGGUACCAGGAGCUCCUCAUGAUCGGGAGCUACAAGUCCGGGAACGGAAAGAACUUGUUCAAAAUCACCGUGAAGAAAGAAGAUCAAGUUGUGAUCGAGAUGAUGAACAAGAUUCAAUUGGAUUCCGGGCGAGUAGAUCUCACCUCGGUCUUAACCACGCCCUUUGAACUGUGGAAGCGUUUCCAAAUCGGACUUUCAACUCGAUGGCAGGAGCCGUACUCCAUUAAAGCUCUCGUCGCUCUGAAUGACGACACCUACACUUUGGACGGCUCGAUGUCGCUGAUCCAGAAUGAGGUUUACUUGGAAAUGGCCACUCCUGUCUCGGGCUAUGAGUCGAUGAUAAUAUCGGGCAAGUCCGGCACAACAUCCAUCGGCAAGUCCUUAGGAUUUAGUUUUGAGCAAAACCGUCAGAGAAGAGAUUUGGGAUUCGAGUACGAGAUUGAAGAAAACAAUUUCAAAGCCUCCGUUCAGUCGCCCUUUGAUUCCUUGAGACGAGUGAAAAUCGUCAAGCGAUCAGCCCAAGACUUUAUAUUUGACUUUGAGACAUCAGGAGAAGCCCUGGAUUUGGCCUUGGGAGUGCACUAUGAGGUCGUUGGCAGUCAAGGUCAGGUCGUUAUCAAAGUAGACUUGGAAAAUGCUCCCGGCAGUCGUUUCCGCGAGUUCAGAAGCAAAGUCAUAUUCGAUCGAAUGGAUGGCGACCCUAGUAAUGGAUUCCUUUUGGAGGUUCAAGCCGAGGUGGACGAGCGCAAGAAGUUUAGCCUGAAAGCACAGAAGCCGGAUCAGAGGAGACCCCUGACUGACUUAUGGGAGAAGCUCCAGGAUAUCGUCAUUGAGGUUGAAGCAAAGGGGCGAGAGUAUUCGCUCCAUACUUUGAAGACUGGUGAUAAGCAAAUACAAGUCAACCUGAGGUCACCUCAACCCGAAUUCACCUCGUUGCAGUUGUCCGUUCACAAGAAAGGUGACAUCGCUUACGACAUCAAGUUCAAUAGGGAAGACGUGGAGGCGUUGAAUCUCUCCUUUGAAGUUCCCAAAGACUUUUCCAAGAUAAGACUCGACUUGAAGGCCAACAAAAACGCCAAAAAAUGGAUGAACUUGCACUUAUCCGCCACCCCGGACCUUGAAGAGCCACAGCUCGACUUCAAGUACGAAUCAAGUUCGAGAAAAGCUGAGCUGGUCUCCGCCACUUUCACCACAGCUGUGCAGGCCAGCGGCCAAGAGAAGUCAACUCGGCGCCAUUUUAGCGGGAAAUUCAAUGACAAGAUGAUUGAGUGGGACUCGACCUCGAGCACCUUGGGCAAGGAUCACUCGAAAGGCUCAUCCAAGGUAGUAACUAAUUGGGAAUACUUGGGCUUCCAAGAGCGAACCACGGACUACGAGAAAAAGGAAGGUAAGGGCGGCUUGCCCCGAUGGACUUAUGUGACCACGCAAAACGGUGAAUCCCAGGUUUCAGCCAUUGUUCAACAACUCGAUGACGGCUUUGACAUUUCUUACGUUGGCGUGUCGCCCAUGAAGGACAAAAAAGAAUUGGAGGUUCAGGCGCAGAUUCGCACGAACAUGAAAAGUACGGCCAAAGUCACCAUUCUCACCAACAUACCAACUUUCCGCAAACUGGAAGCCCAAGGGGCCCUCACACUUCGACUCAAUCCCACCAACAUUGGGCUGAAACUCAGAGUGCGGCAAAACGACAAAGACGUUCUGAAAAUGGGGCUAGGUUUUCUCGAACCUAAAGCAAAGGCUUACAAAAUGCCCAUUCAAAUCUCCUUUGUGCCCUUCAAUUUCCAACAGAAGUUGGAAGUGCUCGCUGAAGGCAAUCCCAGUGGACAACUCAAGAGUUCCAUCAAGGCCAAGGGCACUCUAAUGGAUGUCAACUCGCAGCUAGAGAUUGACAUUACCCAAAACAGCGUUUUGAUCAUUGGAAAGGCCGACGUCAACCUUAAAGCCUCUCGUAUUAAACCUUUUGAUGUAACUGGAAGGUUUUCGUUGAAAAACAACCUCGUGGACAUGACUCUGAAGAAUGCCAAGAAAGACCGGACCCACCAUAUUGUUGUUGGUCUAACUUCGCCGCAACACUUGAAAUUGAUGGUCGACAGUCCUUGGGUGCCUUUCAUCAAGUCUAAGCUAAACUACGAGAUUCGAGCCCAGAAUAAAUUCAUUGAUGGGCAAUUGGAAUUGGGACAGAAGAAAUUCGCUUCUCGUCUUGCAGGGACGUGGAGUCGACAAGCUUCUAAUCUAAGGGGGAAGCUGGAAACACCCAAAGGAACUUACAUCUUGACUUCAGUCCGAGAUAAUGUAUUCGAAAAGGUCAGCUUUGAAUUGAGGAAUGAAGCGAUCGCCAAACCCUAUAUUACUAUCAAUCUGAGAGCCAAUGGUGAUAGCUCAUCUAGCUUUGAAUUCCAAGGCGAUAUCAUGGCCUCGUCUUUGCACCCACAACGCGAGAAACCGAAUUAUUUGGACUUGACAAUCAAUUUGGAAGGCAAGCCUUCCGCCAACAACGGAAGACACAUCACGGGAACGGCGUCCGUCCGAGACUAUAGCAUUGAUAUAGAGUACAUUGACAAUCCAAGGGACAAAACGUUCACGUUAACUUUGGAAAGCCAGGAUCUGCCCAUCAAGAAGCUGGCCUUAGACCUACAAAACCGAGACGCCGAGACCAAAAGUUUGACGAUUGUUUUGGGAGAGAGGCAGUUCACAAUUUACACGAACCUUCACACUAUUCGAUCCCUAGAGCCUGACCAAAUCGGACUCAUCGGUAUUAAGGGAAAUGAUGUUGUGCCCACUGCAGAACUAAACAUCGACUUUGGAGCGAAGCAGUUUCGAUUGGUUUACUCAGGAAGAGAUCUCUUUCUAAGGUGGACUGGAUCCAUGACCUUGUCUAACACUGGAGCUGAAUUCACUGCAAAAUUAGAGGCCACCGGCUAUUUCAGUUAUGACUUUGAUUUGGAUGGAUCGGUUCGAACUGACGAGAAACACAAAGCCCUCGCCGUCAAUUUGAGAGGCAAUGGGGAUCCGUAUGCUAGUGCCUCUGUUGGGGUGGACAUGAAACCUAACAAUGCCGGGUCCUUGGUCCAGAUCAAGCUGAAUUAUGAGGGCCAAGAAGCCAAGGAACUGAUCUUCAAGGGUGACUUGGAAGAUACCGAGGAGAGUCGUUCUGUUACAAUGGACAUUAACUACAACAACAAGCUCAUCAAAGGCACCCUGUUUUGGAACAAGAGCGGCAAGUUCAAAGUGUUGCUGGAUUCCCCUUAUGAGACUCUGCAACACUUUGAAUACGUAUUUAACAAUGAACAAGGAAAAGUUGAGAGUGUACUUCAAUUCAUAAGACGAGGACAAGUCACCAAAGCCGAAGUUCGAACCCAAUUGGAAGCGAAGAAGUUGUACUCUGUGGGAAUGCUCAUUCGUAAUGAUAACGAGUAUGGCUCGUUGAAUUUCGACGCAAACCUGGAAGCCAGGAGCCUAGAUUUCAAAGCCGAGUGGCAGGAGAUUGACAUUACCCAAAACAGCGUUUUGAUCAUUGGAAAGGCCGACGUCAACCUUAAAGCCUCUCGUAUUAAACCUUUUGAUGUAACUNAAUUCAUAAGACGAGGACAAGUCACCAAAGCCGAAGUUCGAACCCAAUUGGAAGCGAAGAAGUUGUACUCUGUGGGCAUGCUCAUUCGUUAUGAUAACGAGUAUGGUUCGUUGAAUUUCGACGCAAACCUGGAAGCCAGGAGCCUAGAUUUCAAAGCCGAGUGGCAGGGCCAGAAGAUCUCACUAACAUCAAGGGUGUCCGGAAAGGAUGUGACGAUCAAGGUUACAUCACCCUACGAGAAUAUGAAGGAUGUGACCCUCAAUGGACGAUGGGAGCGAACAUCGAGUGGGCUGAGGCUAAAAGCCUCCAGUUCCAAUGAGCGAAAAUCACAUGACUUUGUCCUAGAAGUAAAAAAGAUCACCAAUGAUGAAUCGACACUCUUCUGGUCCUUGAGAGAGGAUACCAAUGAGAUUAAGUUUACCUUGAAUACAAAGAAAACGUCUCUAGCCAACGUGGACAUCAAUCUUGAUCUAACAUCCCACAAAGGGAACCUCAUCCGACUGGGCAUUAAGUAUUACGUCCUGAACAAGUUCCUUCACGCCGAGCUGACCAUGAAUUGCCCCUCGAUUCAAGUGUUUGAUGGUAAAUCAAAGUUUCACGUCGGUUUCGUUAGUCCCAGGAACAUGCAGAUUCUGUUGAUGUCUGAAUACUCUAAGUCCGACUCAACGAGUGGCGGUUCCGAGACGCUCUUCAACAUUGUCACAGAACUGCAAUUCGAAGAGUUUGACAACGUGGUUCUAAAGUUUGAAGUGGAAGUCCCAUCCCUGGGCUUGGACCAAGGAGACGUCAGUCUAGAGGUGGUUUUCAGGGUGCAAGCCAAGGAAGACUUUGAGGUGGCAGCCAAGAUUGGCGCCAAUGGGAAGCUCUUCAAUUAUGGAAUCAAGUAUCGACGAACGGAGGACGGGGAAAUUGAAUCCAGAAUCCGUUUCACUGGUCCAGACCUUCAGUUUGAUCUCUCGGUUGAAGGGCAACUCAAUUGGAAAGGAGACAUGAAGUCUGCCAAACUGGCAAUGCGUGAAGAGGGAUUAAAUUGGGGAGAAGGCGAAUUUAACUUGAAAUACGACACCACCACCAGAGACAGCCAGGCCAAGCUCUAUGUCAAGUGCAAAUCCGGCCAAUUCGAUGAUCCCCUUCGGAUGGAGUAUACCUACGUCCAUGAAGAGUCACUGAGACUUUCCGGUCAAAUGUUUGAUCAAGGAUCGCUUACGAUAGCCGGCAAAAAGACUGAAGAUAUUGUGUCGGCUAAUUUUGAAAGUGACUUUCUUCCCAUCAAAUCUGCCUCGUUUCUUCUGGAAGAGCCCACCAACGGCAAGGGUCGAUUUGAAUUGUCUGCCAAACGAGCAGAAGACUCCAAAUUGAAUUUCCGAGUUCGAAGAGACAUUGACGAAAUUCAGGCCAAUAUCGUCGAUCCCAAACAUGGAGAGAUCAAUCUUAUUUAUGGCCAAGAGACUCAGAAUGUGUUGUUCUUUAAAACCAAGGAACACUUCCACCAACUCUCCUACGGAUUUGAUGACGACCAAGUAUUUCUUCAUGUAAAUAGUCCCCUCUUGGCCAAGGAAGAGGCUAAAUUCCUUUUGCGUCGUGAGGAGCGAGAUAAACGCCACGAAAUAGAAAUAAUGUCCUUCUUGGGUUCCUUGAAAGGUGAACUUUACAAUCGACAAGAGCGACUGGGCUUGGACGUUCAUCUCUCGAGCGAUUCCCCGGAAAAUGGUUAUGGCAUGUCAAUCGAUCUCUCCAAAGCCAUGUUAGAUGGAAGAGCCAAGAUUCAAGUUCGCGAGGACUUUUACGAGGUCGAAGCAAGAAACGAUCAUUCACGACCAGGGGAAGGAUCUAUGGGAGUGUCAGUCGGUUUGAAUGAAGAUCGUAAAGAAUUCGGAUUUGCCUACGAAGUGAACGAUGAUGGUAUGGUUGUGGAUGUUCAUUCGCCCGUGGAAACCCUGAAAGCGUUCAAGGUGGUCAAUAAAGUGAAGAGAGAUACAGGGCAGGUCGAGUUCAAAUUUGAAGCGGAGGGAAACGAAGAUCUACUUUUGGCAGGCGCAGGAAUCCGAUUCGACCAGAACAAGAGAACCCUGGAGGUUUUACUGAAGACCCCAUUGCUUCCCGGCAAAUAUGGAAACCUCCAGCUCGAAGCUCUUUGGAAUAACGUCGACCGUGAUAUGAGCAACGGAUUUGAUAUUAAUGUCGAGGUCAAGGCAAGUGGGGAGCUCAUUCAAAAAGUCUCCUUCUCCAAGGCACCUUCUCCGGGAUUGAGCGAUUUACGAGCUAUCGACGCUAUAAAAGGAUUUUCACUCAACAUAUCAUCCCAAGACAAGACCAUCUUUGAUCUGGAAACGCUCGAAACGCCCCCGGGUCUUUUCAAGCUCCGUGUUUUGUCCAAUUACCCUGGCCGAAAGCUUAUGGAACUGAAUUUGGAAAGCUCUUUCAACUGGAAUGACCAAGUUGGUUUUAAAUUGGAUGUGAAUGAGAACUCCAUUGUGGCCUUUGAAGGCAAAGUCAACAAGGACACUGAUAUGAUGGCCACUGCAAAGGUUAGGUUGGCUUCGGUUGACCAAAGCAAGUUUGGAGAGUUCGAAAUUACCCUAACCCCUAUCAUUGCUUUGCCCUCUCUAAAACUUAAAGCCACUUCUAGUCAUCCAAAGCUGAAGAUCCUCGAUUUGGAUUUUCAGAUGACAGAAACCGAUCAAGGACAAACGACAAAGCAAAUCAGAACAUUGGAUUUCAAGUUCAAUGAUAAGUUUGUCACUUGGCGGUCCGAGUCCACCAAUCAAAAGGAUUCACCCGAUUCUGCAGGCACUUCUAUAACCAAGACUAAUAUGGUGGGCCUCUUGGGCUUCAAUGAACAGACCACUGCUUACGAGAUCGCAUCGGGUGACGACAAUUCAGCCAAUUUUUGGUCGUACCAAACUGAUCGAGAUGGUGAAUUGAACAUGAGAGCAGUCAUUGAGAGAGUUCCCAAUGGCUUUGACAUUUCCUACAAGGGAAAAUCUCCGUUGGAUGGGAAAAAUCUCGAGAUGCAAGUGAAAUUGCGGACCAACAAGCAAAGCACUUUUAAUUUGAAAGUCAAGACCAACAUUGCCACUCUUCGCGAGAUUGAACUCAAAGGUAGUUGGAGGUCGGCGGGUAAAAAGCACGAGCUCAAGGGCCUGGCUACCCUGAACGGGGACGAGGUCGGCAAGAUGGGCGUGGGAUUCCGAUCGACCGAAAGGAGUGCCGCGGUGUCGAUCUUAAUGGUCGUCAAACCGAUCCGUUUCAACCAACAAUUCUCGCUCUCCGUGGCGAAUUUGCAAAACAUGCCCAAGAAAUUAUCUCUAAAAACCGAGGUUCGUAGUCGAGGUACGAUUCUAGAUUUGACCGGGGAUCUGAGUUUGGUCUUGCCUAAGAACAAUCAAGAGCUACCUUUCAUGGACCUUUCGGCAUUCGGAGCCUUAAAAAGCUUCCAAUCCGGCCCGAAAACGUUCGACGUGACUACCAAACUGGAAAUGGGAAAACAAAAGCUGGAUCUCGACCUCGUGUAUGACAUCCAGAAACAACGCGGCAAGCACCACAUCAAUGCGUCUUUGACCAACAAAGAGCUCGAUCUGAAGAUCUUAAUGGAACAUGAUGCCUACACUGCCUCCAUUCAUCACAAAACGACUUGGGUGACUUCGCUGGAAGAGCUCUGGACUCAAAUUCAGACCGACUCAUUUGCGGAUGAUUUUGUGUUCAAGUACCAGACGCCAGAGCAUAACAUCUUGUACAAGGAGAGCAACGAUAUUUCUUGGGCCAAAGGGAAACUCAUUCGAAAUUGGGAACUCAAUCAAAAUGGCUUUUUACGUAAAGAAGGCCUCGAGCUGGUUUAUCCAAAUCCUUGGGGCUGCUCUGGACGACUACGGAAAAACAGUGGAGGGGAGCGGGGAUCGAACUUUGACCUGAAUAUCGUCUUGGAAGAGUCCCAUGAGGGAGUUUGUGAAUCUGAGUGGGACAUUCUAUGGAGGAAUUCCAAGUGGUCGGUCUCCCAAAAGGCCGAUCUGAAGAAUUGGAGUGUGUUUGAGUUUCAAGUGACUGACGAUGCCUUUGGACAGAGUAGCCCAAUAACAAUCUCUUGGAAGAAAUCUGCUUCGCCUCUUAAAGUUGUGGCUGGAAUCGAAUUUCACCCUCUUCAAUCAUGGAAUAAGCAUGUCACCUUGGAACCCGUGAGCAUCAAAUACUCGCUGACGGACAUGGAGUCCAGUACGCCAAACCGAGUGCAGCAAUUGGCAUUGGAUAUCAACAAUGGCAAGAGGAAACUCGUCUAUUCCCACGAGCGUAAUGGGAAUAGCAAAGAGUGGAAGCUUCUGUCCAAUGUGAUUCCAGUCAGUCCGAUUAUGAUCAAAUCGAGUGGUAGCAAUGAAAGCACUGGCAUGAGAAACUACGAGAUCAGGAUACCGGAAAGGUCGUGGUUUGUCGAAACGAACAUGGGACGAAUCCCCACCACCAAAUCAUCAAUUCAAGACUUGGACAAUUUGGUCUUUAAAGCCAACGGUCAUGACGACUUCCCAGUCAUCGACUUCCAUUUGAGCAGACAGGAAGGUAAAAUGAACCUGAAUUAUUCGAGGAAAAGCAGACAGUUCAACUCGGCAGUCACAUUUGACGAGACCACGAAAACCACCCAAGCCUCUAUCAGCCUGGACACACCUGAGCAAAAGAUGGCGACCCAUAUUUCAAUCCAACUCGGGGACCAAAGGGAGAUUGGCGUCAAGGUCAGCUUGGACAAUUUAUCUUGGAUGGAGGCCUCCAUUGUGUUUGAAGGGGGUUCGCUAACCCAGGGAUCAACUCUCACGGGAUCCUUUGCGUUUCCGCAACAAGCCCAAACACUCGACUUCAAGGCUAACACUGAAUCAAAGGCCGAUGUCAUUCGCGGUGGAAUGACCAUCACUUUCAAUGGCAAAGAGGCCAAUCUGAGGCUUUUGAAGACUCAAGAAGGGAUCCUCUCCUUGGAUUUAACUACCGAUUUGUCGACCUUGAAGCGCCUCAAAGUAGUGGCUGAAUAUCAAAGUCGAGGCACAACUGUUCUUGACUUGCUGAUGGAAGGCAAUCGAACACUCAUGGCCAACUUUGAGUCUAAUAUGGGCAUCGAACAGGUCUAUGGAUUAGCUCUGAAGGCGGAAUUGGAUGGCAAGAAAGCCGCCAUGACCUCUGUGAUGGAUCUGAGCAAAGGCGGAAGAAAGUUCGUUUUCGACUCUCAAUGGUUGGAUCAAACGUUGACACUCAAAGCAGAGUCUGAGGGCUCGAAAGUGGAGAUCAACAUUUCGAGCACUCUUCAAGAAAUAUCCGACGUGAAUGUGGAAGGAACUUGGAGUAUCAACGAAAAUGGGGGCACCAUAAAGGCAACCGGCGAGCACGAAGGCAAUCCGGUCACAUUUGAACUGAACUACGGCAAAAUCCAACGCGAAUACUCUUUGGAGUGGUCUCUUUCGUCAUCAGUCACCAAAGAGGUCAAAUUUACAUGGAUCACAGACUUUCAAAACAUCAAGAACUUGGAAUCUAAUCUUCACCUCUUAGUGGACGACGAUUUGUUGAGCCAAUUUAACAUCAAGAUCGCCACCAAUGACGACAUUCGUGUCUCGUCAAUGCUUUCCAUUCCAAGGCUGGACAUCAUCAUGGCUAAAGGCCAAUUGCGCAUGCAUCACAACGGGCCCAACGACACUGAAUUGAAGGCGUCCUUCCAUCUCCAGGACAAAGUGAAUGAGGAGACCCAAGUGAUCUUCGACACCCAAGUGGUUGGCAAGGUUCUCUCACCCAAGAACUUCGACUUGCAGUUCAAGUUGGUUUUGCCCGCUUUGAACAUUAACCCCGGAGAUGUGGAUGUGGGCAUGGUUUUGUCACUAGAGUCGGCCACUGAUUUUGAAGUUGAAACCCGAAUUGGCGUGAAAGGAGAGCUCUAUCAGGCCAGACUUCAAUUGGAACGCGAUGAGGACGGAAAAGGGGUAAAAGCUGGAGUUACUUUCAAAGGCUUGGGCGUGAACGUGGAAUCGGAUUUUGAUUACAUUGUCUUGGGAGAGAAGCGGACCUCGAAAAUCAACUUUGUCACCUUGAGUAAUCGCACCGGAGCCAAACGACAGCUGACUUCUGAGUUUGAAGUAGAUUGCUCUUCGGGCAGUCUCUCGAUCUCAUUCAACUUGGAUAAUGUGCAUGAUGACGUGCCACCGAUUUCUCUGGUCGUUGAAGCCAAACAAUGGCGAACGUUGGAGGGGUUCGUGACUAAGAGCGACGCCGAUGUCCUCCAAUGGAAUAUCGUUUGUUCUCCCCAGGACAAAACUUUCCAAGCCGAGAUCUCGUCCGAUAUUGCUCCUGUUCAAUCCAUUCAAAUGAGACUGAAUUGGUCGAAACCUGGGGAGAUGGAAUUUUGGAUUUUGAAGAAUCCCAAUCAUAAGACAGGGAUUCGAGUCAAACGAGAUAUGUCCCAAGUUUCCGCCGUAUUUCAUGAUCCUCAUAUGGGCGAUUUCCACUUUGAGCUGGGGGAGCAUGUCAAGUCCGGGAUCUUGGUGAUGAAGACGCGACACGCUAUCCACAAGCUAUCCUACGACCUGACCAUGAAAGAUUCCUUUUACGACAUCAAGUUUGAUUUGAGAAGUCCCUUCCUCCAAAAAGGCAGUACACAAUUUCAUUUGAUCAUCAAUCCAAAAGGCAAUCACUACAAAGUGAAAAUCGACUCGGAAUUUGGCUCGAUUCAAAGCAACGUUCUGCUUCAAGAUCGAGGCAUGACCUUCCAAUUUCAAUCCGUCGCUCUUUCCAAGUCCACUUGGUUUCACUCCAUGAACAUGAAGCUCAAAGUCAGGAAUUCUGAGAACGUAGCUCUUUUCGACUUUGGAAUCGUUCCAAAUGAAUUACUCUUUUGGAGGACCUACGAUUGUCGGCUGUAUCUUGACAAAAACAACUUGCGUGGGGACAGCAAACUUCGAAUCUCGAACUUGAUCGACUUCAAAGCCCAUGGGAGUUUGUCGUUUCAUCAUGAAGGCAUGAUUUGGGAUGGCAAGAUUCAAUCUAAUGGUCGAAAGCUCAAUAUCUACGGAGAGAUCACAACGGCUAAGUUAGACUCUUGGGACGCUUCAGUGGUCAUAGAAGAGUCGAGCAAUGAGACGGGACAACCUCAAAAGGUCAGUCUGUCGGGUGGCUUUCAUUGGACUGAGAGCAAGAAAUUGAUCUUCAUCCAAUCCUUGCCGGAUAUGCCCGAUAACAGCGAGAUUCUCUUCCAUCUUGACGUCACCCAUGGAACAUUCGAAGCGACUCUCCCAUUCAUUUAUUCGGUUCAGAAGCUGAGAGGUACUUUCUCCGUGGAUGACGAUUUCAGCAACUGCGCCAUUCAAAUGGAAGUCAACGGGAACAUGCGAAGUCUUACCUUUGGAUAUUCACUUCAUGAGUCGGAGCAAGCACCAAGAGCCAUUCAGUUGGAAUAUUUGGAUCACGCUGGACAAAUUGUGGGAAUCAAAUUUGAGUUAGUUUCCGCUGAAUGGGAAUCCCUGCAUCUAUUAUUUUCUGGUUAUUUCAAUGUUUUGGAUGUUUCUCAUGACAUGGUGGUGGAUUUUCUCCUUGACGCCAAGAAAUGGGACACAAGCCGAGAGUUAUCAGUCCUUAGCCAUGCCCAGAUCGAUGGAGAAUUUGUCGAUGGCUCUGUUGACCUUUCAUGUGAUUCCGAUGCCCGCCUUAAGUUUGAACUGAUCUCCUCUUUGGACAACAAUCUCCGAAAGGGUCUGGAUUUUGCUUGGAGCAAUACCAACGUGCACCAACAAUUUCGUUUCCAGUUGAAUUUUGGAACUGAUCAACCCCUGGGUGUAUGGAUUAAUCGGAGAUACCAAUCCUAUCAAGACUUUGACCUGGCCUUUCAAACGAAUGUCCCUUGGGUACGAUCCCUUGGGAUUCCACAAAUCCAUGUUCACGCUGCCAACGCCAAAUUGGAAGGAACGUGGCGCCGAUUGGCCUUGAUAUUCGCCAACAUGGGCCUUAAUUUGGAGUACACCUUGUUUCGAUCGAAAGAAUUCGCGUUCAAUCUUCAGGGACAAUGGUCAAGCGCCAACCAAUUCUUGAUCAGCCAUCAUCACAAGAUGCUCUCUGACGCAAGUCGCAUUUCCUCUACCGUGAAAGGUGUUUUUCAGGCCACACCGUUGUCUGCCAAAAUGAACAUGAUGUCCUAUAAGCCAUCCCAAUUUCGGUGGAACUCCGUUCUGGGGCGAUGGGGAGGGCAAACGUUUGAAUUGUUUCAACUUCCCUCCAAUCACAUCCAAGUCGCCCUCUCCGAUAAAGCUCGAUCUGCAUUGCAAUGGUCGGAAGCAAAUGGGGAGACUUUUUUGAAAUUCGAUCAUUAUCAUCGGAAUGGAUAUGGACAAGUCAAGUCAAUCCAACUUUGUCAUCUUUGGGGACAGACAUCGUUGUCGGAAAGCUAUCUCCUCACUCAAGGUAUCGCAUUUGAAAUGAAAGUACCACGCGACCAUGUGUCCACCUCCUUCAAGUUGGCCCUGUCAGAAACGAAUGGUCGCUCCCAAAAGGACAUUUUGUCAGUGGAAAAACUCGUGCUUCCCCAAGACGGACUGGAACUACGGGUAGGAGAUCUGAACGGCCGCUCGGUAAAGGUCCAGUGGCAAAAUAAUGGACGCGCUGAACAAAAGACCUCAAGACAAGUCCUUGGUCUGGCUUGGACUUCGACGAGUGACCCGCUCCCAUCGACAGGAGGCGUCACAUUCUCGCUCCAUUCGGAUCACACCUCAGCCGUUCAAUUAGAUGUCCUCACAAUUCAGAGGUUGGGCGUUCAGCCGCGGACCCUGAGUCUUCGGAGGAUCCAAGAGAAACGAGGUAUCGAAAUGAGAGCUCUCAUCACCAGUCCUGAGACAGAGGAAACAUUUGAUAUUUGGUACUUGUUCAAAGGCUUAAAGGAGUUGAACCAUCUGUACUUUGAAAUGGGAAGCCAUCUUCAGAUUGGUUCCUCGAUUGAGAAGAGCCUUCACUUUUCGGGAGACAUCAACCCAACAACUCUAACGGGACAGUAUCAUCUUCAGCUUGAUCAAGAUAUGUACGACGCUCAGGUUUCUCAUCUCAUCACGCCACUAGAUGGAUACACUCUCGAUGUUGAAGUGCAGCGUUCAACAAUCUCUGGACUGAAAAUCGGGGACUCCUCUUUCUGGUUGAAAUUCGACCCAAACGCUCCCAUGCUUCAGGGACAAUUUCAACCUCUGAAUUCUCGUGGAUCAGGGAGCCUUGAGACGAAAUUCCAGCUUGGAUUUCAAAGCGAUUCAUUGAUGGUGGCUAACAUGACGAUUUUUGAGUCUCAUGAGCCAAAGAACGACUGCAGUUGCUCCUUGGCAAUUUUACAAGAUCACAUCCUGCGUUUUGAGGUUGUCGGUUCCUCGGAAGAUUUGACCAACAUCCAGAACAUUUGGAUCCAACCUGUUGAACACUUCCUUCGACAAAUUCUCUUACAACCAGUUGCAAUUUCUAAACCCACUCAGAUGGUGUUGAAGAACAUACAAGGCUUCACGAUUGGACUAUUAGAUGAUUUCAUUGAGGGCCUCGACGAUUCUGUCUUUAGCACCUCAAUGGAACAAAUCGUGGAAAAGAAAUGGUCCCUAAUCAACAACUUCGAAUUCUUCUUGGAAAAAUCCCGACAUGUUCUUGUCGAACUUUCCCGACUGGCAGAUUUUCAAAUAACCAUUGAGAGGCAAUAUCUGAGAGCUCUACUUUCAGUUAGCAGAACUCUUUUCACCGAAGUCACCACUCUAGUCAUCGACAGUUUAGACGUAGGCGUCGUUCUUUUCGAAAGGAACAUGAACUCCGGAAUCGAGUGCAUCAGGAUGAUUGCACCCAUUUCGUUUUGGGACGAGCAUGUUUUUCCGCACCUGGAAAUGGCCUGGACACAGAUGAACCAAUGGUGGUUCACUAACCGUUUGGCUUUUACGGAAAGUUCCUUGAAGAAGAUCUGCGUUUUCGCAAAUGAGUUUUCGCAACAAAUCCGCCAGGAAGCCUUUCAAUUCUUUAAAGAGCUCCACUUGUUUUUGAAGCAAGCCGAGUUCUUUCAAAGUACUCUAGAAUUUUAUUGGGACUAUCAGAGUUGGCUGGAAGAGAUACACUUCUCAGAACAUGUGGAAAACGCUCUAGGUGACGCUGCCAGCGCCAUAUCUCGAGGUUUUUCGGUAGGAAAAGCCAUCCAUUUACAGAUCAAAUCAACUGUGUCGAAUCUAUGGAAUGGCCUCGAGAAGGAAUUAGUUGAAGUCGUCGAACAAUUGCCAUUACCCAUGGCACGACGUUUGGCAGAAAAGUCUUUCAAUUUCCUCUCCUACUCGACUUCUCUCUUCACAGACAUGACCUCUCUCCGAGAAAUCUUCAAAGUUACCAUUACUCAGAUAGACGCAUGGACCGGGCUCAUCUUCCGGAUGACCAACGUCAUCUUUUAUGGCAACGAUAUACCCCAAUUGGUCCAAACCCAUGAACCAGAUCAAAGGCUUUAUCGGGCGACCUUUACCUCACCUCUUGAGUGGACAUCGUUCAAAGAGACGCCCAAAAUUAUCCAAGUGAUUGAGCAUCUUCACAAGCCAGAGCGAGCCAAUGAUGUGUCCUUUGACAUGCUGGAAUUUCAACACGACAUCCUGGAAGCGAUCAACACUCUCAACGCUGCCAUUACAACCAGGAACGUGGUUCCACCAUUCUCGGCUCAUGCACAAAUCAUUGGCAAUGGGCAAAUCCGAAGCUUUGAUGGGACUUUUUUCUCGUUCAGACCUACAAAUUGCUCUUACUUGCUGGUGUCGGACUUCCUACAUAACAGGUUUUCCCUCUCUGUUCAUUACAACGAUGGUCAGAGAACCCACUUAUCCUUCACGGAUGGCAAAACUCUUAUUGCCAUCGAUAACAAUCUAAAAGUGACGGUCAAAGGUCGGCAAAUGCGCUUGCCUCAACUUAUUGGAAGUACAUUCAUCCAAAGGUACAAGAACCGACUAAUGCUUGAGAGUGGCGACGGCUUGAAAUUGGAAUGCAAUAGCGUGAGCCAAAUCUGCUCCGCGACCGUGUCGGGAUGGUAUUUUGGCAAAACUGGAGGUUUGUUCGGCAUUUAUGAUAACGAACCUUCGAACGACUUCAUGGCUCCCAAUCGAGAUAUCUUGGUGAAUCCGAUCAGCUUCGUCCAAUCUUGGCAGCUCUCUCAGAAUACCAGGACAUGCUCAGUGACUCCAUACACCACCGAAAAACAACCUUCAGGGAUGGAUUUGUCUGCGAAAUGUCGACAUCUCUUUACGUCUCCACAAUCAGCGCUGAUGCCUUGUUUCGAAACAGUGGAUCCAACCAAGUACGAAUCAUUUUGUGCACAAGACCAAGAAGGCGACGACAGUGUUUGCCGGUCUUCAGCUGCCUAUAUUGAAUAUUGCAAGUUGAAGGCCAUCGAAUUAUGGAUGCCAAGUGAAUGUGUGUCCUGCACAGAUGACCAAAACCAGGACUAUGUGGUGGGCUCCAGUCAAACUUUAGAAGGCAAACAACUGCCUCGAUCAGCAGAUGUGGUCAUCCUGAUUGAAAGUAACGCAUGUUUCAAGAACAUGUCUUUAAACUCCAUUCCAACUUACCUGGAUUACGCACUUACCAAGGAAGGGAUCGAAAAGAAUCGAUUUGGCGUCGUAGGAUUUGGCGGGAAUGAUCCACAUUACCAGGAUCCUAUGCCAUACACUGCUAUGGGAGAAGAUAUCUUUACAAGAGCUAGCAAAAUAGAGGACGCUCUCAAAGGCGUGACCAAUGUUCAAUCUGGAGACUCCUUGUCCAACAUGUAUGAAGCUCUUCAGUUCAGUGGACGUCUCCCCUUUAGAGCGGGUGUCAUCAAAAUGGUUAUCCACGUCAGCUGUCACGAGGGUUCAACCUCUAACUUGGUUCAGAGUCCCAACUACGGCGAUGCCCUAACUAUGCUGAAAGAACAGAACAUUGUCUUCCAUCGACUCCAACCCAACUCUUUUACAUAUAGGAGCGGCAAACAUGGGUCAGAGCCAAUUCUCGGCUUGUCCUCGGAUGAUCUUUUCACAGCAACCUCGUUGGAUCAGAACCGUAAACACCCGGAAUUAAGGCGACAGGUGCAAGUACCCAAGCAUGAUGUCCUGACAACCUUGGCCUUGGAAAGUGGAGGAGUUGUGUUCGAUGCCCAGUCCCUGAUUUCGCCCCUAAACCCCGGCGAUGAGAAGAUCUUGAGCUCUUUGUUUGCCCAACGUGUGUCCAAGCUUGCUAUACCCGCCUCUUGCCAAAUUUGCGAUUGCAUCCCUGGAUCCGACGGUGAAGGCUACUUGCAAUGCCGCUCAUGCAUUCAGCACGAGUUUGAUCUUCUGCUUUUGCCUUCGGCCCAGAAUCAUAGUCAACGUCAUGUUUCGAAUCAAUUUCAUUAAAUAAUUUAAAUUACUGCCAAAUGUACUUGUAUUGAAAUUUGGAAUAUAUGUCAUUUUAUCUUGAAA
This is a messenger RNA of Tigriopus californicus, 24357 nucleotides long. RefSeq lists its product as uncharacterized. Gene Ontology annotation, biological process: lipid transport. The coding region runs from base 268 to 24291 and encodes 8007 amino acids. The transcript has 18 exons. NCBI's taxonomy places the organism in Eukaryota, Metazoa, Arthropoda, Copepoda, Harpacticoida, Harpacticidae. The record is from RefSeq and is a predicted model, not a curated record. Gene Ontology annotation, molecular function: lipid carrier activity.